AUGCAUACACGCAUACUGGGAGUCCAUCAUUCUCCGCCCGAGAGAGAAAGAUGGCAUAUGAUUGUAGAGUCUGGAGGUGAUCGGGAUGCUGUAAUGAUGGGUAUUGCCAUUGGUAGCGGUGUUGCUCAGCUAUUGGCGUGGGACGUGAGGCUAGUCUCUACAAUCCAGUGCUUGGCCCGAUCGGUGGUUAAGAUGAAGCCCACAGCUGAUCGUGUUGGCCCAUGCGCAAAUUGGGGAGAUGAAGACCUAGCUUCUGUUUUGGCACGGCGACUGAAAAACAUAGGUCGUAAUGGGAUAGAGGCCAGGGAUCAGGUCGAGUUUAAUGGGAAGAUUUUCAUCGGGCGUCAUUGUGCAAUGAGACCGAGUCCGAUGGGGGCUUCUGUCACAUUGGACAAACCCAAUCACGCGGGAGGGGCCGAGACGGAAACUGUGUAG
This is a messenger RNA of Suillus subaureus, 435 nucleotides long. RefSeq lists its product as uncharacterized. The transcript has 6 exons. The record is from RefSeq and is a predicted model, not a curated record. The coding region runs from base 1 to 435 and encodes 144 amino acids. NCBI's taxonomy places the organism in Eukaryota, Fungi, Basidiomycota, Agaricomycetes, Boletales, Suillaceae.